AAAUCGACUUUGCCCUUUUUGGCCGGUUUCGCGUUCCGUCGCAGCCACCAUCUCCAGCACAAAGUACGCUUAUCAGAAACUCAGAAGUGAUGUUUCCUACGCUGAAAUGAGAUUUUGAUCUGCCGCUCGUCUCCUCAUGGCGGAGGUCUAUUAUGUUGGGGUGGACGUGGGCACUGCCAGUGUGAGGGCUGCACUGGUGACCAGAGCUGGUCUGAUAAAGAGCACUGCAGAGGAGCCCAUCAGCAUCUGGGAGCCCCAGUCUGACUACUAUGUCCAGUCCUCCACUGAGAUCUGGGAGAAAUGCUGCACAGUUGUCAAGCAAGUUACCCAAAGUGUGGAGAGGAGUCAAGUACGAGGGAUCGGCUUUGAUGCCACCUGCUCUCUAGUGGUUUUGGACCAAGGCUUCCAGCCUGUGCCAGUCUGUCAGGAUGGUGACACACAAAGGAACGUGGUGAUGUGGAUGGACCAUCGCGCUGAAGAGCAGGCUGCUCGUAUAACCAACACAGGCCACAAAGUCCUGAGCAGGGUGGGAGGGGUCAUGUCACCAGAGAUGCAACCCCCUAAGCUGCUCUGGCUCAAAGAGAAUCUGAGAGAAAGCUGCUGGAACAAAGCUGGACACUUUUUCGACCUUCCAGACUUCCUGUCUUGGAAGGCAACAGGCUCUUUGACACGGUCUUUAUGUACUCUGUUGUGUAAAUGGACGUAUUGCCCUCCAGAAGGAUGGGAUGCUGGUUUUUGGACUAGCAUUGGAAUGGAGGAUAUCCUCGAAAACAACUUUUCCAAAAUAGGCAGCACGACGUGUUCUCCAGGGAUCCCGUUGGGAGACGGACUCACCCAGGAGGCAGCAGCAGAUUUGGGUUUGGAGCCGGGAACUGCAGUUGGUGCUUCUGUCAUUGAUGCUCAUGCUGGAGGCCUUGGCGUGAUGGGUGCAGAUGUAAAAGGCUUUCACUUACCCUGUGAGGACCAGCCAAUCACCUCCCGCAUGGCGAUGAUCUGUGGAACGUCAACCUGUCACAUGGCGAUCAGCGAGCAGCCCCUGUUUGUGCCAGGAGUGUGGGGGCCCUGCCUGUCUGCCAUGGUGCCGGGCAUGUGGCUCAACGAGGGAGGACAGAGUGCUACAGGAAGGCUGAUCGAGCACAUGGUGAAGGGCCACGCCGCCUACACACAGCUCCAGGAAGAGGCUCGGCAGAGAGUUCCCUUCACUGGCGUGAACAUCUACAGCUAUCUGAACAGCCACCUGAGUUCAAUGGCUAACUCCCGUACUACUGUUGACCUGCUGGCCUCCAGUCUUCAUGUGUGGCCGGACUUCCAUGGGAAUAGAUCGCCCCUGGCUGACCCCACCUUGAAAGGCAUGGUGAUCGGACUGCCCCUCUCCCAAACCUUGGAUGACUUGGCCCUGCUUUAUUUGGCCACUAUACAAGCCCUUGCUCUUGGUACUCUUCAUAUUCUGGAGGCCAUGAAAGACGCAGGGCAUGACAUCAGAACCCUCUUCCUGUGUGGCGGGUUGAGCAAAAACGCCCUGUUUGUCCAGAUACACGCCAACGCUACAGGAUUGUCUGUGGUGUUGCCUGACCAGACGGAGGCGGUGUUAUUAGGUGCAGCAAUCCUGGGUGCAUGUGCAUCACAGGACUACAGCACUAUACAGGAGGCAAUGAAGGGAAUGGCUAAAGUGGGAAAAGUUGUUCAGCCUGACUAUGAGCUCCAGAGCUUCUAUGAGAGAAAGUACAAAGUGUUUCUGCAACUGUUCGCCCACCAGAGGGAGUACCAGGCCCUCAUGAACCAGGGAUGACACUGCUGGUGGGAGGCGGCCGAGCUGGAACUGACUCUCUCUGACGUAAUCGUGAUGACAAAUCCACACACUGAAAAUGAGAACAGAAGUCUUAGCCUUGCUGCUUUUACUUUUCGUCUCAAUUAAAUAAUAACUUGGAGGACAACAGCUUUCUGAGGUUAAUAUCUGUCAGCAGGUUUAGUUGAUUCCGAGUUGGUGAGUGGUGCCAGAGUUAAGACUUCACACAUGCAGGAAUUCAAACCACCUGGCAGAUGACAGUAGAGGAGACCUCUAUUAGACAAGCUGUUGGAGCUUUCCAUGGCUGUCUGCCUUUUAGAUCCACUGCUGCUGUUCCGCCCAAAAUUAAAAGGAGGAUGCAGGAGUGCAUGCGGUGACAUCAACAGAUUGAGUGGCUCCUCCGCUCCAUCCAAAGUCAAAUACCAUCAUGUACUGUCACCUUCACCUAUUCUUAAUAAUUAAAAUGACAGAACUGUG
Messenger RNA from Perca fluviatilis (European perch), 2263 nucleotides. It is a transcript of the gene fggy, whose product is annotated as FGGY carbohydrate kinase domain containing. Lineage: Eukaryota; Metazoa; Chordata; Actinopteri; Perciformes; Percidae. Gene Ontology annotation, molecular function: phosphotransferase activity, alcohol group as acceptor; kinase activity. Gene Ontology annotation, biological process: carbohydrate metabolic process. Bases 137 to 1789 code for a protein of 550 amino acids. The transcript is spliced from 16 exons. The record is from RefSeq and is a predicted model, not a curated record.